Molecule: messenger RNA, 1047 nt
Organism: Macrosiphum euphorbiae (potato aphid)
Lineage: Eukaryota; Metazoa; Arthropoda; Insecta; Hemiptera; Aphididae
Source: the annotation of a GenBank genome assembly
AUGUUGAACACUGUAAUCGAAGGGUAUAACACCCUAAUGAACGAUUACAGUGACAAAAGGGUUAAUGAUUGGUUCCUUAUGAGCAGUCCCUUACCUACCAUGAUCAUGUGCCUGACAUAUGCGUUCAUCGUAAAGAUUUUGGGACCAAGGUUGAUGAGAGACCGCAAACCUUUCCAACUGCGAAAAACAUUAAUCGUUUAUAAUUUACUGCAAGUCAUAUUCUCCUCGUGGAUCUUCUUCGAAGCGUGGGACGGUGCAUGGGGCAACGGUUACAGUCUUCGAUGCGAACCUGUCGAUUACUCCACAUCCCCGGCCGCCAUGAGAAUAGCUCGAGGUUGCUGGUGGUACUACUUUUCUAAAUUCACGGAAUUCUUCGAUACCUUCUUUUUCGUUAUGCGCAAGAAAUACGAUCAAGUAUCCACCCUGCACGUCAUCCACCACGGAAUCAUGCCGAUGAGCGUGUGGUUCGGCGUCAAGUUCACACCCGGCGGUCACAGCACGUUCUUCGGACUUCUCAACACGUUCGUGCACAUCAUCAUGUACUCGUACUACAUGUUGGCUGCAAUUGGUCCUCAAAUGCAGAAGUACCUCUGGUGGAAGAAAUACUUGACUGUGCUCCAAAUGGUCCAAUUCAUUAUGGUGUUCAUCCAUGCGUCCCAGUUGCUGUUCACUGAGUGCGAUUACCCGAAGGCAUUCGCUUGGAUCAUCUUGAUGCACGCCGUCAUGUUCUACUUCCUGUUCUACAACUUCUACCAACAAUCGUACAAGAAAAGGGAGGAUAAGAAGAAGGUGGCUCAAAAGAAGAAGGACGACGACGACCGGGCACACAACCGGCCUGUGGACUUGCCGGUACCUGCGUCAAACCAAAACAAAUCUUUCUGGUCCAACCUGACGUCAACGCCGUGCUUCCUGCCCGCUGUCACGGACACCGAUGGCAGCGACGAGAUGUACUCGCGACCACCUGUCAACGGAGCGGCUUGCAGCGCGUUCAUGUCUGACGAUUCGUUUCGCAAUAGGGCGUUCGUGUCCAAGUCGGCAAACGCGUGA